CACUGUUUAUUUUAAGUUUUGCAAUUAUUUUGUGGCACGAAACAGCUGUGGGAGUGGGGACAAUGUUUCUGUUGCGUUUUUAUUUGUUUUUGAGCAUUUCGUGCGGAAGAGCAGUUGUUGAUUUUUUUUCUUGGUUUCGAGGCUAUAUGGUGAAGAAGAAUCACAGGAUUGUGUACUGCAUACAUUUUCUGAUAAUAAAAAUAAUGAAAUGAAGGAAUGAAAGAAUGAUACAAACGGAUUUUUAUACUGUCUGGUGUGUGUGUGUGUGUGUGUGUGAGAGAGAGAGAGAGAGAGAGAGAGAGAGAGAGAGAGAGAGAGAGAGAGAGAGAGUGAGUGAGUUUCGUUGUGUUUCCUUAUUUGUUUUCCAUGUAAUUGAUAUUAAAGACACCCGAAUUCCACACUGGCAAUGUGAAAUCCUGGUUGAGCAGAUGGAAAUCCGUGCAUCUGUAUUCGGAGAUAGAUGCCUACAUUUCAGGAGAAUAUUACUCGUUGGUGUACCGUUACGUUUGGGAAUUUGAAAUUAACUAUUUUGUUAAGACUGGAAUAAUUUGAGAGCAAUCCUAAAAAUUGCUUAACUAACAAGAUAUUUUUCUUUUAUAGAACAGAAAAGAUGUUCAAGACUUUUGCCAUCUUGGUUAGAGUCCCCCAAACACAAACUAAUCCAAGAGUUCAUACUCUCGAGGAGAAUGAUAACAUGAAUUUAUUGGCGAUUGUGAUCCUGUCUCGGGGAAAGUGCGGCCUCUCUACCUGCACCACUCGCUACCUGGUGGCCAUGGCAGCGGCGGAUCUACUGACCAUUUUCACCGCGGUCAUUCUGGGGCGAAUCAAAUCCUAUUACUUCAGGUGGAGUUUUCUGAGCAUCACUCCUGUGUGCAGUGUUAUCGAUGUACUGAGCUUCACAGCCACACACUGUUCUGUCUGGUUCACCGUCGCUUUCACCUUUGACCGGUUUGUCGCCAUUUGCUGUCAGAAGCUGAAAACAAAAUAUUGCACCGGGAAAACUGCGGCUGUGGUUCUAACAACAAUCGGCGCACUGUUCUAUCUGGAAAAUGUUCCCCGAUACUUCACACGGCAACCCGGGGUGAUCAUCGACAAUGAUCUGUGAUCUCAGGGACAAUGUUUUCACUGACCCCGGGUGGAUAGGAUAUGACUGGGUCGAUACGAUUUUAGUUCCAUUCCUCCCUUUCGCUGGGAUCCUGCUGCUCAACGCUCUGACAGUCAGACACAUUUUAGUGGCCAGUCGGGUCCGUAAGGGGCUGAAGGGUCAGAGCAAGGGGGAGAAUCGCAGUGACCCGGAGAUGGAGAGCAGGAGGAGGUCUGUGAUUUUACUCUUCACCAUCUCCGGCAGCUUCAUCCUCCUGUGGAUGACAAGGGUUGUAAACUUCAUAUAUUAUCAGGUCUCAGGGGAAGGAUUCAGUUUCAAUGAUUCUGAAUGGAUCUUUAUCUUCGUCGGGGUUUUGCUGAGUGAUUUCAGCUGCUGCACCAACACGUUUAUUUACGCGGUGACUCAGUCAAAAUUCAGGGAACAGAUAAUUAGGACGGUGAAAUAUUCUGUCCCCUCGGUGCUUCAUUUUAUUAAUAAAGCUGCGUCCUGAGCCCAAGCCGGACGCGACCACAAUUUCUCCAGUCCGGAGGCAAACUUCUCACAUUCACCGCCUGAUCUCGCAGUUGUUAUUCCGGGGCCGACUGUCCGACUGACCAGCAGGUCUGGGACAUUAGGAUAGUGUGUUUCUGGGGAGGGGCAAAGCACUGUCCUGGUCUCGCCAGAUGUCAGUCAACGAACUACUCUGAAAUGCCAGCCAUCCAUUGGUCUGGGAAUAUGUCCAUUUAUCCCUAUUCCCGCCCUCCAACCUCACAGACCAACUUUCCCACAAGACAGCUGGUGUUCUAGUCUGAUGCUGGUAGGAUAAUCACAUGUCAAACACACCAGUUUCCGCCUUCCGCUUGAUUGAUUGGCUAACGUGCAUAUAAAUAGGGCGGGUAUUGGAUACAUUGUGGUUGGCACUCCAAAUUAAUCCACGUUCCCGCCACUAACUGGACGGGAAUAUGGUGUAGAGGAUAGGGAAAUAAAACCCUUGCUGCUUCUUUGUUCUAAUGAAAACUGAAUUACACUCCAAAAAUCCUACAGAUUGUACCACGUGAAGCCCAAUAGAGAGAAUCAAAUUAAACUCAUUCCCACGACUGAAAUGAAAGAUAUCCGCCCCCAACGAUUGUAAUGAAAUCUGUAUUUCAUUUCUGUCUACCUGAUCACCUUCACCCUGAAAUAGUGUGUUUUCAAGUGCUUCAUAAUGACAAGAACUACAUGACCCAGUAUGGAGUUUUCCAACACGACAUAAGGAAUAAUUCGUUAUCGUCGGGCUAAUUCAGGUCGUAUCAAUAUAAUUCCUUCCCUUCUUGUUUUUACCCGGUUCUCCCAUGAACGGAACACAGGUGUUCUCUAAAGGUGCCUCCCCUUGUGCCCAGUAUCCCACUAGAUUUACCAUAAGCCCCUAAUUCUUAACCCUGCAAACUUCUGAUUUGCAAAGUGGAAGGUUUUUAUCUACAGUUGAAUCUUCAACAGCUUUUGCAGCGAAAUAGUCAACCCGUUCAUUCACACCCA
This is a messenger RNA of Hypanus sabinus (Atlantic stingray), 2599 nucleotides long. RefSeq names its product probable G-protein coupled receptor 139. The transcript is spliced from 2 exons. Lineage: Eukaryota; Metazoa; Chordata; Chondrichthyes; Myliobatiformes; Dasyatidae. Gene Ontology annotation, cellular component: membrane. The coding region runs from base 611 to 1105 and encodes 164 amino acids. The record is from RefSeq and is a predicted model, not a curated record. Gene Ontology annotation, molecular function: G protein-coupled receptor activity. Gene Ontology annotation, biological process: G protein-coupled receptor signaling pathway.